Molecule: messenger RNA, 2013 nt
Organism: Purpureocillium takamizusanense
Lineage: Eukaryota; Fungi; Ascomycota; Sordariomycetes; Hypocreales; Ophiocordycipitaceae
Exons: 5
Coding region: 1-2013 (670 amino acids)
Biological process (GO): transmembrane transport
Cellular component (GO): membrane
Molecular function (GO): myo-inositol:proton symporter activity
Source: RefSeq, a predicted model, not a curated record
AUGGCAUCACGAACCGACCACGUCGAGGUCAUUCAUCGGAGCCGCUCCGAGGAUCGCCAUGUGUACUCUUCCUCGACCGAAGCGGGCUACCGUCCUCGCGGCCCAGAGCCCUACGUUAACAUCAAUUCAAAUAUCGAAGCAAAGAUCAAAAACCCUCUCAUCGGCAUACCGCGACGGACUUUGCUCGCCGAUGUCGACAAGUUCUGCCGCAGGAAGGGCCUCGAGGCCCAUCGUCGCAUCCUCCGUAAAGGCGCACUGGUUGCGCAGGACCCUACUGGCUACGAGGACAUCACAGGCGAGGAGGCCCUUACCGACGAGGAAAUAGAGUCUCUCCGUGACGAGGUGCUACACAAGUGGCGCAUCCCUAGGGUUCUGUAUCUCACCAUCAUCACCUGUUCUAUCGGCGCCGCUGUUCAAGGCUGGGACCAGACCGGCUCCAACGGCGCCAAUCUCGACUUCCCGAGAGCAUUUGGUAUCGGAUCAGCUAGCAUCCACGAUAACGUCAUCGUCGGCCUCGUAAAUGCGGCUCCCUAUAUCGGAACAGCUCUCGUUGGCGCUUGGCUGUCUGAUCCCAUCAACCACCGUUGGGGUCGCCGGGGGACCAUCUUUGUCGCCGCCCACUUUUGCCUGUGGCCGGUGCUCGCAAGCGCUUUUUGCAAUACCUGGGUGCAGCUGUUCGGCUGUCGUCUGCUCCUGGGCGUCGGCAUGGGCACCAAGGCUUCUACUGUACCCAUAUUCGCCGCCGAGAACUCGCCGGCACCGAUUCGAGGCGCGCUCGUCAUGAGCUGGCAGCUAUGGACUGCCUUUGGUAUAUUUCUGGGCACAUGCGCCAAUCUCGUCGUCAAGCACAUCGGCCCGGAGUCGUGGAGAUACCAGCUUGGGUCGGCUUUCAUCCCCGCUGUGCCCCUCGCUCUUCUCAUCUACUUUUGCCCCGAGUCGCCGCGUUGGUACAUCAAGAAAAACCGCUACUUAGAUGCACUACACUCACUGCUUCGCUUGCGCAAUUCACCAGUCCAAGCGGCCCGGGAUCUAUACUACAUCCACGUUCAACUGCAGGUCGAACAGGAGUUCAUCGGCCAUGGCAACUAUAUAGGCCGCUUCAUCGAGCUGUUCACGAUCCCUCGCAUCCGCCGAGCAACCCUCGCGGCGUUCGUCGUCAUGAUUGCGCAGCAGAUGUGUGGAAUCAAUAUCAUCGCCUUUUACUCGACUACAGUCUUCCGCGAUGCCGGUGCGAGCGACUUUAAUGCCCUCCUGGCCACCUGGGGCUUUGGUCUCAUCAACUUUCUCUUUGCCUUCCCCGCCAUCUGGACUAUCGACACCUUUGGGCGUCGCUCACUGCUAUUGUUCACCUUUCCCCAGAUGGCCUGGACGCUUCUUGCGGCUGGGCUCUGCACGCUUAUCCCUCCGGGACCCGCACACAUAGGCAUGGUUGCUUUGUUCGUGUACCUCUUUGCUGUCUUUUACUCGCCGGGUGAGGGCCCGGUUCCUUUCACGUACUCGGCCGAAGUGUUUCCCUUGUCGCAUCGUGAGGUGGGCAUGGCGUUCGCCGUCGCGACAUGCCUAUUCUGGGCAUCUGUGCUGUCCAUCACGUUCCCGCUGAUGCUGGCGCAGCUGGGGGUGCGCGGAGCCUUUGGACUUUACGCAAUGCUCAAUAUCCUGGCUCUAGUCAUGAUUUUCCUGGCGGUCCCAGAAACGAAGCAGCGUACGCUGGAAGAGCUCGACUACAUCUUCGGUGUCCCCACGAGGGUGUUCGCGCGGUACCAGGUUACCAAAGCACUACCUUGGUGGUGCAAGCGGUGGCUCCUAUUCCGGAAGAACGCCACGCUGGAACCCCUUUACCAACUCGACGUGGCGGAGCACCAUGAAGAAGAAGACGAGGUUGCGAGUACAGACAAUGGAUACGAAAACGACAAGGCGAGGGUGGAGAUGAAGGACAUUGUGGGAUUCCCCAGAGGGGCGAGUGGGCAGCAGCCGACGCAACCACACAGCCCGUCUCCUCGGACAUCGGGAUGA